GGGGAGCAGCCCAUCAUGGUGUCGCAGUUCAUGAUGGAGCUGCAGGGGCUUAAGACGGUCGACGGCGAGGACCCGCCCCGCAUCCUCCACUUCAACCCGCGGCUCCACGGCGACUGGAGCGGCAGGCCGGUCAUCGAGCACAACACAUGCUACCGCAUGCAGUGGGGCACGCCACUGCGCUGCGAGGGCCGGAAGUCCCACGUCGAUGAGGAAACCGUGGAUGGUUUGUGCAAGUGCGAGAGGUGGAUUCGGGACGACCAAGAGCAGCCUGAGGAGACCAAGGCGGCCUGGUGGCUCAACCGGCUCAUCGGCCAGAAGAAGGAGGUCAACAUCGAUUGGCCCUUCCCGUUUGUGGAGGGCAAACUAUUUGUUCUUACUCUCAGCGCUGGAAUGGAGGGGUACCAUGUCAAUGUGGACGGCCGGCAUGUGACUUCUUUCCCUUACCGCACUGGGUUUGUGCUUGAGGACGCCACAGGAUUGUCAUUGAAUGGGGACCUUGAUGUGCAAUCAGUGUUUGCUGGGUCCUUACCCACUACACACCCCAGUUUUGCACCACAGGAUUAUCUGGAGAUGUCAACUCUUUGGCAGGCACCCCCUCUGCCUGAUCACCCAGUUGACAUUUUCAUUGGCAUCCUCUCAUCUGCCAAUCAUUUUGCUGAGCGUAUGGGUGUCCGUAAGACAUGGAUGUCUGCUGUAAGCAAGUCACCAAAUGUUGUUGCUCGCUUCUUUGUUGCACUGCAUGGCAGAAGCGAAGUGAAUUUCCAGUUGAAAAAGGAGGCAGAAUUCUUUGGGGACAUUGUUUUUGUGCCAUUUCUGGAUAAUUAUGACCUAGUUGUUCUGAAGACUCUUGCAAUAUUGGAGUAUGGGCUUCAUGUUGUCUCUGCUAAAUAUGUAAUGAAGUGUGAUGAUGAUACUUUUGUAAGACUUGACUCAGUAAUCACUGAAAUUGUUAAUGUGCCAAGUGGUACAAGUCUUUACAUGGGGAAUAUCAAUUUCCACCACAGGCCAUUGCGCCAAGGGAAAUGGGCAGUGACUUAUGAGGAGUGGCCAGAAGAAGAGUAUCCAGUCUAUGCUAAUGGCCCUGGAUAUGUUAUAUCAUCCGAUAUUGCUGCUUUUGUUUUGUCAGCAUUUAGGAACAAAACAUUGAGGCUCUUCAAAAUGGAAGACGUGAGCAUGGGUUUGUGGGUUGAGCAGUUCACUAGGACAAGGCACGUUCAAUACAUUCACAACAGCAAGUUUUGUCAGUUUGGAUGCAUAGAUGAUUAUUAUACUGCACAUUACCAAUCUCCAAGGCUGAUGUUAUGUAUGUGGCAAAAGUUGCUGGAUGGAAAACCAGAAUGUUGCAAUGCGAGAUAACAGUAAUGGAACCAGUAGGGGUUGACUAGUUAACUCUAGGCCAUAGUGUCAAUCUUCAUUGUUCAAGAAAUGAUAUGGUCUCACUGAUGUUCAUCACCACCCAGGAUUGACUAAUUAUAUCAUGAUGGUGCAUUGUGCCUCUUGCCUCUUGGGGACUGUCAUGUAGAUAUAUUAAAAAUGUGUUCCACCUCACCAGUACUCACUUUUGAACUAGAUAGAUAGAAGUUUGCAGCUAUUCCAGGGGAUGCCUAAAACUUCAGUCCUAUGUAAAUAUGGAAACAGUUCAGUUCAGUUGUUGCUACUUGCAGUACGGACAGUAGUAGUUUCAGUGUUGACAUGCUGAACACAAGCCGUCAGGUAUGUGCGAGCACUCAGAAAUUACAGGUCGCCUUUUGUUCUGGAAUCUCAUUAACUUUGGUUGUGACUUUACUUAAAUUUUAUUUAGUAUUUUGUGGAUUAUUUUGCUAUUUCUCAUCAAGUUAUACUGUGAAGUAAGAUCAUGGCAAAUUUCUGAAGCUCCAUUAUCUAUUUAUCUUAAAAGAAAGGCUUUUGCAUCAAACACAUUUUGCUCUCAUUAGAUUGUCCUUGACUCACUAAACAUGAAUUUUGUACAGUACUUCCGAAAAAACUGGCACCCUCAUGUGAUGGUUUCCAGUUGAAUUGUAGAUAACUAGAGGUGGUAAACUUUCUUAUGGAUUUUCCAUCGUAGUUUGGUUAAGUGAAAACUCGUAUUGUUUACUGAUCCCUUAGGUUGAUUUGCUCUUAGUACUGUCUACUGAUCACUUGCAAGUUGCAACAAGGUAGUAGCACAGGGAUCCCUUCCUUUAAGAGCCUGCCUGCACAUAAACUUCAUCAUCGCAUAAUUAUGAACUUUCUAAUUUCUGAUAGCAGUCCGAGUAUAAAGUUUGUACUGCACGCGUGGGCAUUGACUGUAUUCUGCUCCAAAAUCCAAUGACCCCACGCACAGAAAAAGAUCUGAAGAGAACGAAAGUAGAAUUUGCUUUUGUACGAGGAUAUUAUUCAAAUAUCCAUUGAGUAGCUGGCAAGCAUAUCUCGCGUCUUUUUAUGCUGUUUAUCGCUGUUUUCUUUAUGAACAGGGCACUGUCCUGAGAUCGAUAUGUUCUGUACCUUUUUUAACAUUUUUCUUUCUCUCUCUCUCUCUCUCUCUCUCUCUCUCUCUCUCUCUCUCCAUGGUAACAAAUCUUAUCUUGACCUAGUAUUGUUCUGCGGGGUUCAUUGGUGUUAAUGCAAGUUACUAUUUGAUUGUUUCUGUAUGCAGUUUUGGUGCAUCUAAAAUUCAUUUUAGGGCUAUAAGGAAAUCUUGAUGUCUGGAACAUUGCCGAACACAAAACUGUUAUGUUGAUAUUUUGUUAAACUGCAGAUGCCUGUGAGAAUGACGUGUGGGUCCAGGCCUAGCAUGUUUUGAAGACAUCAUUUUGUAUUUUGUCUAUAAUAAACUGCGAACUGCUAGUUUUGCUCUUAACUUUUUAAUGAUUUUGGAACUUUUGGAUUUGUUGGGACCAGGUCAUAACCUCAGCGCAUGUGCCGAGGAAUGAACCAGGUCUACCUGGUAUUGUAAUGUGAUGUUUGAGAAAGUUUUGAUGGUGA
Molecule: messenger RNA, 2964 nt
Organism: Lolium rigidum
Lineage: Eukaryota; Viridiplantae; Streptophyta; Magnoliopsida; Poales; Poaceae
Product: hydroxyproline O-galactosyltransferase GALT5-like
Exons: 7
Coding region: 16-1356 (446 amino acids)
Cellular component (GO): Golgi membrane
Molecular function (GO): carbohydrate binding; galactosyltransferase activity
Source: RefSeq, a predicted model, not a curated record